Molecule: messenger RNA, 1628 nt
Organism: Drosophila rhopaloa
Lineage: Eukaryota; Metazoa; Arthropoda; Insecta; Diptera; Drosophilidae
Exons: 1
Coding region: 747-1376 (209 amino acids)
Source: RefSeq, a predicted model, not a curated record
UUAUUCUAAGUAGAACAAUGUUGAAAAGCAAUGUACCUCCUGCUCCCCCAAAGGAAAAUAUUUGGAUUUACACACAACUUCUAAGUUUUCUGUAUCUUGAAAAACCCUCCGCUCGGAAAAGAGUUUAUCAUAUGUUCCUGUCGACUGAAAAGGAUUGACAAAAUAACUACGAUAGGGUACGAAAAAUAUACGAAAAUAGAAAGGACAUAAAAAUCGUAAAUCAGUUAACCGAAAACUCGCUCUGUGCGAGAACCUUAUAUCGUAGGGUUCAGAAAAUGUUCUCAGAUGCUACUUGGAACAAGCAGGGCAAUGUUUUCGAAACCGAGAUGACUUCGGAUACAGAUAUCUGGGCACUUUCAAGAAGGUUGAAUGAGAUUCGCUCCGAGGAUGAUGAAAGACUCUUCAAUUACAUCAAGUUUCUGAGUGUUAGAAAGAGUUAAACUAUUUGUAUUAAUUGUGAAAUUAUAUAUUAAAUAAACAUUUCAAAAAAAAGUAACAGAUUUUUAAUCGUCGAAUGGUCUACAUAUAAAGUUCACCCUAAUCUGUAAACAGAUGUUAUUGUAAGUAACCAUUCACACACAUGAUGUCAACAAUAAGCGAUGACUAAUAUUGAGCUUUUGAUUUUAGUUGAAUGUGAAAUUAUUUCUAUCGAUCAAUAAAAUAAAUGUUAGGUUCACUCAUAAUUCAGUAUUCUCGUAGAACUUUAAAAAGAAGGUACAAACUUAAUAUAGCAAAGAUUUCAAGCAAUGGAAAAGGAAGAUCAACAAUAUAAUAUAUCAAAACCAUCCGAAGCACCAGUGCUUAAUAUUUCGGGAAAGGUGGAACCAAAGCGCAAUCCUCCUCGUAGUAGGGGUAAAAAGCAACCGGCUGCUGUCCCUUCUACAAUUUCCGUAGUUCCUGAACAGCCAAAAAUUAAUCCGACGACAUUUCCAUACAUCAUGGGCAGGGUCCUGUUAAAAACCAAUGAUCCACCUGCAGCUGUGCCGAAAGUAAAUCCAUCGGACUUUAGGCAGUUUCUUUGCGUAUUGCCUCUUGAAAAGCCAGCUUGCAGAAAACGAGCAUAUCACUUGUUUAUAUCCAAUCAAAAUGAGUUGGAAAACGACUCGCAAAAUGUGCGAAAAAUUUACGAGAACAGAAAAGACAUCAAGAUUGGAGAGCAGAUUCAUUUGGACGCCCUUUGUGCGCGAUCACUGUAUCACAGAGUCCAAAAUAAACUAACCGAUGUGCAGUGGAACAAACAGCGAAAUAUUUUUGAGACUGAAAAGAUCGGGGAAAGAGAUGUCUGGAACAUGUCGCAGAAAUUGUAUCAGUUUGAAAACGAGGAAAGGGAAAAGCUUAUUAAUUUUGCAAAGUUCCUGGUCGCCACGAAUAGCUGACCAGAUAGUCUUCGAUUUUUUAUCAUUAAUUCUUUCUGAGCAAGCUGAAGAAGAGUUCCCUAAUAAUAUACAUAGAACGGAUCUCUUAUGAAACACAAUUGAUAGGCAGAUUGUAAACAACUUUAUUUUAAAUUACAGUGAUUACCAAUGAUAAAAGUUGUUUAAAUUGAUUUAAAAGCUUACAAAUAAAUGAAAUUAAACUUGUACCAAUGAUAUAUAUUGUUAAAAUAAACUCAAAUUCUUUAAAUUAAA